Messenger RNA from Periophthalmus magnuspinnatus, 912 nucleotides. RefSeq names its product SREK1-interacting protein 1 (gene srek1ip1). The transcript is spliced from 5 exons. The record is from RefSeq and is a predicted model, not a curated record. The coding region runs from base 90 to 584 and encodes 164 amino acids. Gene Ontology annotation, molecular function: nucleic acid binding; zinc ion binding. NCBI's taxonomy places the organism in Eukaryota, Metazoa, Chordata, Actinopteri, Gobiiformes, Gobiidae.
UCUAUUUUGAUCACGGACCACACACAAUCGUAGCGGCAACUGUUUUGUACGAUUUAUCUACGGGUUUUUUUUUUACUUUUUAUAAAUCAAUGGAUGUUCCAGGACCAAAUAAAGAUAACAUCAGAGCGGGGUGCAAGAAAUGUGGAUAUCCGGGGCAUUUGACUUUUGAGUGCCGAAAUUUCAUAAGAGUUGACCCUCAAAAAGACAUCGUACUGGACGUGAGCAGCACCAGCACAGAGGAGAGUGAAGACGAUGAACCCUUGCAGGUCAAUGAGAGGCAACGUAAAGGUAAUGAUGACCGAAAAGUAAAGAACAAACGCAAGAAGAGUAAGGAUCGCAAGUCAAGAAAAAGAUGCCCCUCAUCUUCAUCAAGUGAAGAAGAGACGCCAAAAAAGAAAAAGAAGAAACACCGGUCCAGCUCUGACAGUGAUGAGCGAUCCAAGAAGAAGAAACUGAAAAGCCACAAAAAGAAAAGUAAAAAGAACAAAAAGGACAACAGUAAAGAUGACAAAAAGAAGCACAAGAAGAGGAAACAUGAAUCGUCCUCCUCGUCAAGUAGCAGCCAGUCCUCAGACAGUGACUGACUAUGAAUCAAAUGUACCAGAUUUGUCAUUUUGGGUUUUACAGAACAUACUUUUAGGUUUCUACAUAAAUAAGGGAUUAUAAAACCAUAAUUUUAAUUGAAUAUGUUUGUGAUGGAUGAAAACGUGUUGAAACAAUAUACAUUUAGUUUUGUGGACUCUGAAUGCAUAAAACACCAUGCUAUAAAAAUGACAGUCACUCUGUGAUUCCAGAAGAUUGUGAAAGUAAAUUAUCCACCCACAUUCAUUUACAUGGAUAAAUGGGGAUGCUUGAUGUCCAUUUAUCUUACUGUAUUUUUUUUAUAAUGAAAUAAUAAAAGUUGUUUGACAC